AUGAGCUCGCUUUCUAUCCUCAUGAAACAGCGCACACAGCACACAUUUCUUGGCAACGAUAGAAGCACAUUUAUUUCGAGAACGUCGUCGCACCGGGCUACGGUAUUAGCGUCCCCGUCACUCUCCUCCGCGUCCGAGACGCUGGAAGACUGGAUGUACUGGCAACGGGAUGCCAGCAAUGCGCACUGCUGGACGAAGGUGUACAGCGUGCUAGACAAUGAGUUUUUAUGGCUCUUUAAGGGCAACCAUUCGAGCAAGACGUUGUUCUUGCAGAUCGCUGUGUCUAGUGUCGAAGUGUCAGGCCAGCGACAGCUUCGGGUCGUUGACCCGAAUGGCGAAGAGAUGGAGCUCUGGCUGCUGGACGAGGACAGCUUUAGUAUGUGGUGCCAACGGCUCGAGGAAGCCGCUGCGCUUACGACGCAAUUCUUCCGUAUCACAGAGAUUGAAGCACGACGACUUCCCCGCAACAGUGCGUACCGCGGUAGUUUAGUCGCUUAUCGCCGCGCAAGUAAGCAAGCACGUUUUAAAGCCGUGAUUGAAUGGAUAAUGCAGUGGCGGCGGAAAGGUGUAAAGCUUGCGCGAUUAUCAUUGACGGCGAUUCCAUCACGGCGACAGAAACUGCAGCAGCGUGCUAGUGUCCGAUCAACCUGUAGUAAGACCACGAGCAGUAUGCGCUCGACAUUUGGUAGCCUUAGUAUGCUAUCGUCACUGUCCUCGGACUCGCUAUCGACGGCCACUAGCUCGUACGGCGGCCUCAUGGAAGACUAUGACGACUUGGACGAGGAGAUUGAGGAUAAGGCAGAGACAGAGGUCGACCAGUGCUCCGAACAGGGCUGGAUGUACUGGAAAAAGAGCGACGAUUCUUGGCUUAAAGUGUACGUGCGUCUGCGGAACGAGCUGCUGUGGCUCUCGAAGGGCGCACGCGACACGGUGGCCGUCGUUCAGAUUGCGGUCGCGGGUGUGCGAGUCACAGACAUCGGCGGCUUUAUCGCGCGAGGUCCCGCUGGCGAGAGCAUGGAGCUCUUCGCCUACGAACGCAAUCGCACGGGCGAGUGGACUGAUGCACUUUAUGUCGCCGCCCAGCGUACACAAUUGUACGAGCGCUCGGUGGCGGCCGAGUCGACGGAGACCGAGAUUACCCACCGAGAGACCAAGAAGGUGAAAGAAGUGUACACGGGUACUUUAAUUGCUUACAACAAGGAGCAGACCAAGUCUUCGUUAAAACGACGGCUUCGCGACGCGUGUCGACGACGAUUGGAGAAGUUUGUGGACCGCCUGGAUACUUCCAAGCGGUAG
Molecule: messenger RNA, 1296 nt
Organism: Peronospora farinosa
Lineage: Eukaryota; Oomycota; Peronosporomycetes; Peronosporales; Peronosporaceae
Source: the annotation of a GenBank genome assembly